Messenger RNA from Aspergillus puulaauensis, 1143 nucleotides. RefSeq lists its product as uncharacterized. The record is from RefSeq and is a predicted model, not a curated record. The transcript has 2 exons. NCBI's taxonomy places the organism in Eukaryota, Fungi, Ascomycota, Eurotiomycetes, Eurotiales, Aspergillaceae. Bases 1 to 1143 code for a protein of 380 amino acids.
AUGGAAUCCUCCAAGGAAUACCAAAGUGAUGCGAACAACCAUACGCAAUGUUUCAUACCAGAAUCACCUCCGCCUCCAUACUCACCAGCAGAACCAUCAAACUCACUCUUCAAACCUAUCAUAAUCCCCCAAGUAACAAAAGCCUUCUCCAGCGAAAUCGCCUCGCCCUUCAUGCGCGCCUACAGCCCAACCCUCUCGGAAUACCAAAUCACUCAAGCCGACUUCCUCACAUUCCUCGACGGCCUGAACGAGGUCUUCAUUGCCAAUCCCGUCCUGCAGGCAACGAGUAUCGCAGGGUCCGUCAUGGGAAACAUCCACCCCGUCGAGAUCGUGGGUAUAGCUGUGGAGGCUGCGUCGGAGAUUGGGAGCGAAACGACGUCGUAUUUUCGGACGAGGGCAUAUUUGAAGAAGGCGAAUGCGGACAUAUUUGGCCCGAGGGGGCUGAAGGCUAAGAUAAUGGAGUUUGACAAGAUGGCUAGAGCUGUUGCUGUUCAUCCAGAUGAACUGAAGGAGAGGAUGCAGAGGGAGGCUGGGAUUUUGGAGGGGGCUGAUUCUGAGAGUGCUGAAGAUAUUGACAUAGGUAUACUUAACAGCGUUAUUGCUGAUGGGGAGGGUGGUGGUGAAGAGAUUGAAGCAAGGAGGAAUCCGAGACUUCAAUUGCUUGAUGCGCUGCAGGGGCAUGUUGCGCCGCUAGACACGGAGGGUUUGCCUGUAUCGCCAGAGCAGCGAAAUCUACUGAAACGGUGGAAUGCGUCUUUCGCUGCAAAGGAAGGACAGAAACAGCAUAAGAGGCUAGACAGGAAGGUUCGCGAGGCAAAGGAAGAGCGGGCGAAGAAGUACAAGGAGGCCCUGGAGAUCGCGCAGGAAAUGGAAAGGGACAUUGGAAAGAUUGAAGCGAAGAUUGACAAGAUACCAAAAAAGGAGGACGACGAGAUGAAGAUCGAGAAGAAGAUAUCUAGUCUCGUUGCUGAUAUGGAAAAGACUCGCAGGAAGAAGCUGAAAAAGAUGAGAGAGGCUAUGAAGGAUGGGGAUGAAGAGCUAGAGGACCUCCAGCGCAAAGACAUGGAAAAGACGCUGAAGAUCAAAUGGCUUGUUAUCUCUGCGGACUGCAAUGGUUCUCCAGAUGCCCAGAAUGAGGGCUGA